Molecule: messenger RNA, 471 nt
Organism: Cylindrotheca closterium
Lineage: Eukaryota; Bacillariophyta; Bacillariophyceae; Bacillariales; Bacillariaceae
Source: the annotation of a GenBank genome assembly
AUGGUAACCACAUCCAAGACCCAAGCGCCCAUCACCAGCAGCAACAAAAAUAGCAAUAACAAUGAUUGCAGUUUCAUAGAUGAUGCUUCGCCUAUUGCUACGACGCAGACCGCCGACUGCCAAAAGGGCAAGAAUAAGCUUCUCGCUCAGUUCACCACCGCAAGACCAGGCAGUCCUCCUCGAAUCAUUCAUGACCUCCUUCAUGCAACUUUUUCUGACAAUGCCUCCCCAGAAUGCUAUAUUGACGAGGCUGUUGACAUCACCAAGGCCGAAGAGACUAGGCGAUCGAAAAGACAGUCAUCUCUGCGACGAAAGGAGGGUUCUUCGAUUUCGGAACGAUCUGUCAAGGAACUAUUGCACGACAACAGUGACCGUUUGUCAUCAUUGCUUAUGCAAUCAAGAAGCAGUAAAGUUACGUUAUGCGACGGGUUUCUCAGCGGUGAUGAUGACAGUGACUUGGAGGAUGAAUGA